Molecule: messenger RNA, 873 nt
Organism: Uncinocarpus reesii 1704
Lineage: Eukaryota; Fungi; Ascomycota; Eurotiomycetes; Onygenales; Onygenaceae
Exons: 4
Coding region: 1-873 (290 amino acids)
Cellular component (GO): cytoplasm; eukaryotic translation initiation factor 3 complex
Molecular function (GO): translation initiation factor activity; RNA binding
Source: RefSeq, a predicted model, not a curated record
AUGUCUCGACUAGCAAAUCGUGCUGGCGACUGGGCCGACGAUGAGGAGUUUGACGAUGCCGCUUCCCUGCCCGCGCAGCAAGUUAUUUCUAACAAGGACGGCACUAAGACCGUGAUAUCGUACCGGUUCAAUGAUGAUGGCAAGAAAGUGAAGACGACGCGACGCAUUCGUACAACUGUUGUCAAAGAGCACGUAAAUCCACGUGUUGCUGAGCGCAAGGGAUGGGCGAAAUUCGGCUUAGAGAAGGGUCAUCCUCCUGGGCCAUCUCUUGAUACCACUUCAGUCGGAGAAAAUAUAAUUUUCAGGCCUUCUGUGAAUUGGAAAUCCCAGGCCAAAGAGGCGGAGAAGGCAGGUGGCGAGAAGGGUGGAUUGAAGGAUCAGUUAAAAGAUAAGAAGGUGAAAUGUCGUAUUUGUAGCGGGGAGCAUUUCACGGCCAGAUGUCCCUUCAAAGACACCAUGGCCCCCGUUGAUGAACCGACUGGUGCGGCUGGCCCGGAUGCUGAGGAUGAGGAGAAGCCUGCCGGUGGUUUGGGCACUGGUGGAAGUGCUUAUGUUCCUCCUGCGCUUAGGAAGGGCGGUGCUGGUACUGGAGACAAGAUGGCAAGCAAAUAUGAGAGAGAUGAGCUGGCUACGCUACGCGUUACAAACGUGAGCGAACUCGCCGAGGAAGGAGAGCUUCGUGAUAUGUUUGGCAGAUUCGGACAUGUCACCAGAGUCUUCCUGGCCAAAGAUAAAGAGACCAAUAUGGCGAAAGGCUUUGCCUUUAUCAGUUUUGCAGAUCGAGCAGAUGCUGCUCGAGCCUGUGAAAAGAUGGAUGGCUUUGGUUACCGGCAUUUAAUUCUACGCGUCGAAUUCGCGAAGAAAACAACAUAA